CAAGUAUUUCCGGUCCGGGCCGAAAUUUCCGUACUGGGGACGUUGCCCGACGGGCUGUGGGGACAACUACUCCCGACCUGCUCGGCGCUGGUAGGAAAGACUCACAGGUGAAAUUGCAAGGGAUGCGCGUCAACCUGCAGGAGAUCGAAGCGGUUUGCCGGGAAGCGGCCCGAGAAGCGGUGUGCCUCGUGACAGCGGAAAAGAAGCUUGUUGCGUUCUUCGAAGCGACCAAUAGAGAUGUUGACAUAAGCGCCCUCCGCGGGGCAUGUGCGCGGAAACUUCCAAAAGCCUUGGUUCCAAGCAAAUUCGUUUCGGUCCGGCAGUGGCCGCGGCUAGCGACGGGAAAGAUCCACAAGAGACGACUGCUGGGGAUAAUGAUGACAGAACAGCCUGAUUCUACCAGCGGCGCUGGCGAUCACGUCGGCCCCUCGAUCGGCAGUAAACACGAGGACGAAGUAGCCGAUGAUCAACGUAAACAGUUACGGUCUACCUCCCGACAGAACAUCGCUAAACGCCGUGAUCAUGUACUGCAGCAGGCUGCUUUGUUGAAUUCGUCGUCGGCGCCCCUAGGUCAACAUACUUCUGAUCUCGCUGAUCAAGCCUACCCCGCGGUCGAAAAAUACAGGGAGACAUUGACCGGCUUUUUACUCUUGACAUCAAUCUGGCUCUGCGUCGGCCCCAUUCGGUUUCUGAUGCUGCCCUACGUCUACUACGCGGCAAGCCUAGUCCGGAAAUACUCGCUCAGCAACCCCUGGCUCUUUGUGUUGAUCCAUGAAGUUUUUCUGGCGCGAGUUGCACGCAACGGAACGCUCAAGUUGCUCGAAAUGCUAAUUGUGGACGAAGUUCCUCCUGAGGCACCACUGGACGUCGAUGCAGAGGGUCGUCGCGCUCCUGCAAUUGCAGCUUCACGCGCUAGUACAACACCCACCCCGCAAGUAGACGAGCCGCCUGCAUGGAGGAAGGCAGCGGAG
Molecule: messenger RNA, 971 nt
Organism: Amoebophrya sp. A120
Lineage: Eukaryota; Dinophyceae; Syndiniales; Amoebophryaceae
Source: the annotation of a GenBank genome assembly